UUCCGUACAGCUGCAAACAACAUGGCGAGAGCCGGGGAGAAGAGCGUCGGUGGCGGGAAGCGAGGUUUGAAGAGGAAAGCCGCCGCCGAAGAGCCUCAAGAGGCUGCGGUCGCGGGCGAUGGGGCGGCGGAGAGCGGGGUGCAGCCCCCGAAAGCGGGUGCCUUCCCCCCGGGCUUCAGUAUCUCGGAGAUUAAGAACAAACAGCGGCGACACUUGAUGUUCACGCGGUGGAAGCAGCAGCAGCGGAAGGAAAAGUUGGCAGCUAAGAAAAAACUUAAAAAAGAGAGAGAGGCUCUUGGUGAUAAGGCUCCUCCAAAGCCUGUUCCCAAGACCAUUGACAAUCAACGAGUCCCUGAUGAAACCGCAGUAGACCCCAAUGAUGAAGAGGUCGCUUAUGAUGAAGCUACAGAUGAAUUUGCUCCCUACUUCAACAGACAGACAUCUCCAAAGAUUCUCAUCACGACAUCGGAUAGACCUCAUGGGAGGACAGUACGACUCUGUGAGCAGCUCUCAACAGUUAUACCAGAUUCACAUGUUUAUUACAGAAGAGGACUGGCUCUGAAAAAAAUUAUUCCACAGUGCAUUGCAAGAGAUUUCACAGACCUGAUAGUUAUUAAUGAAGAUAGGAAAACACCGAAUGGCCUUAUUUUGAGUCAUUUGCCAAAUGGCCCAACUGCUCACUUUAAAAUGAGUAGUGUUCGUCUUCGUAAAGAAAUUAAGAGACGAGGCAAAGAUCCCACAGAACAUGUUCCUGAGAUAAUUCUGAAUAACUUCACAACACGGCUUGGUCAUUCCAUUGGACGCAUGUUUGCGUCUCUCUUUCCUCAUAAUCCUCAAUUUAUUGGAAGGCAGGUUGCCACAUUCCACAAUCAGCGGGAUUACAUCUUCUUCAGGUUUCACAGAUAUAUAUUCAAGAGUGAAAAGAAAGUGGGAAUUCAGGAACUUGGACCACGUUUUACCUUAAAAUUACGAUCUCUUCAGAAGGGAACCUUUGAUUCUAAAUAUGGAGAAUAUGAAUGGGUCCAUAAGCCACGGGAAAUGGAUACAAGUAGAAGAAAAUUCCAUUUAUAAAGUAUUGAGAGAGUAGUAUUGAAUUUUGCUGGACAGGCUUGUCUUGAAAAACAUGGUAAAUUAUUUAACAAAGCACCCUUUUCAAAAUGGAGUUUAUUGAUUUUUGUAAAUCUUAUAUUUGAACAAAUGACCAAGUGCCAUGAAUUUCUACUGUGUUGUUGUAAAUAUAAAUAUAAUUUUGGUGAGGUACAAAGUCCUAAACCUUGCUGUCAUUUUGCAUUAAUUGUGAAUUUUGUUGGAAUGAAGAUUCAAACUUUCUAAUUUUCACUCCCAGAGAACUUGUAGGCUAGGAAAAGUGUAGCCCUGAUUUAAUACACCAGUCUCAAGAGGCCAGAUUGAUUACCAGGACUUGGCACAAAGUUACAGGUCACUGGAGUUAACCUUUCAAUUCCUGUUUUCUUGCUCAUUUUUACCUAAUUACCUUCUCCUGUCCUACUUCAUUCAUACUCAUUGUCUUGAGUUCUCAAGUCCUGCCCCAUUUCCCUCCGCUCGCCCAUACCACACACACAUAGUGUUUCUCUGUGUAGCUCUGGCUGUCCUGGAACUCCUUCUGUAGACCAGGAAGCCUCGAACUCAGAGAUCUGCCUGCCUCUGUCUCCCAAGUGCUGAGAUUAAAGGCAUGUUACACCAUCAUCCAGCUCAAGUUCUUGAUUCUUCAAGAGGACUCUUAUUUCCAAAGUGAAGCAACUACCUUCCUGGUAUAACUGCUACAUACACUACAAAGCAUUUUGUUUUGUUUGGAAUCUUUUGUUGUCUGUGUGAGCCCAGAGGACAAUGUCAAGCGCCUGUCUUCCCUUUCUGCCUAGUUUAUUAAACAGUCUUUCUUUAAA
Messenger RNA from Peromyscus leucopus (white-footed mouse), 1901 nucleotides. RefSeq names its product ribosome production factor 1 homolog (gene Rpf1). The transcript has 9 exons. The coding region runs from base 22 to 1071 and encodes 349 amino acids. Gene Ontology annotation, biological process: maturation of 5.8S rRNA; maturation of LSU-rRNA. The record is from RefSeq and is a predicted model, not a curated record. Lineage: Eukaryota; Metazoa; Chordata; Mammalia; Rodentia; Cricetidae. Gene Ontology annotation, molecular function: rRNA primary transcript binding. Gene Ontology annotation, cellular component: nucleolus; preribosome, large subunit precursor.